This is a messenger RNA of Dovyalis caffra, 2382 nucleotides long. The record is from the annotation of a GenBank genome assembly. Lineage: Eukaryota; Viridiplantae; Streptophyta; Magnoliopsida; Malpighiales; Salicaceae.
AUGGAUGGGGCUAGUAUCGAACAAGUUCCCAAGAUUGGAGAUAACUCUACAGAAGGUACUGUAUUUGAUGCAUCUCAAUAUGCAUUCUUUGGUAAAGAUCUUGUCGAGGAAGUUGAGUUAGGUGGAUUGGAGGAUGAUGAGGAGGAGUUGCCUGCUGCUGAUUUUGAAGAGGAGGAGUUUCUCUUUGAUAGACAAGAGGGUGAAGUUUUACAAUCUCUAUCUGACGUUGAUGAUCUUGCAAGUACAUUUUCAAAGCUGAAUAAGGGUGUCAGUGGACCAAGAAGCACUGGGAUAAUUGGCGAUAGGGGCUCCAGAGAAAGUUCAUCUGCUGCUGAAUGGGCACAGGGAGAGGAUUUUCCUAAUUGGUUUGAUCAACAGCUACUUGACCAAGAUGGCGUUGAGGAUGGCAAAAAGUGGUCUUCCCAACCAUAUUCUUCUACCACUCGCCUUGCAGAAUUAAAGCCUCUAUACCGAACCUCUUCAUACCCUGAGAAGCAGCAGCAGCAGCAGCAACCACACCAGCAACACUACUACAGUGAACCUAUUCUUGUGCCAAAAUCUUCCUACACUUCAUAUCCUCCCCUAGGUGGACAAUCUCCACAGUCUUCACCGAACCACAGUCAUCUAAAUAUUCCAUAUCUUGCUGGUGGCCCCCAAAUGCCAUUACCUCCCUUCUCUAAUUCUCAGCUUCCGUUGAGUGGCUUACAUCAUGGAUCACCACAUUAUGGUGCGAAUUUGCCUCAAUUCAGUUCUGGUCUUUCUGCUAAUAGCCGGCCACCAAGCCAAUGGGUGAAUCACACAGGCUUAUAUCCUGGAGAUCAUCCCAAUCGCUUGAAUAGUAUGUUGCAACCACCAUUACCUCAUCAAAAUGGGCUAAUGCCUCCACAGUUGAUCCCACAACUUCAGUCACAGCAGCAUAGGUUGCAUGCCCCAGUUCAGUCGUCAUUGGGCCAUUUAUCGGGCAUGCAGUCUCAAGUGUUCAAUCCCCAUCUCUCUCCAUCCCCACCAAUGAUGAACAACUUUGACUCAAUGCUUGGUCUGGGUGAUAGGGAUCAAAGACCAAAAUCAGCUCAGAAAGUUAGGCCAAUGGUGCGUUAUCCUCAACAAGGCUUUGAUUCCAAUGGUCAGAAGUUUGAUAGUGGCUGGCCGCAGUUCAGAUCCAAGUAUAUGACUACUGAUGAAAUUGAAACGAUUCUCAGGAUGCAGCUAGCUGCAACACACAGUAACGACCCAUACGUGGAUGAUUAUUAUCACCAGGCUUGCCUUUCAAAGAAAACAGCUGGGGCAAAGCUCAAACAUCAUUUCUGCCCAACUCACUUGAGGGAUCUUCCUCCCCGAGCACGAGUGAAUGCUGAACCACAUGCUUUUCUCCAGGUCGAUGCUCUUGGGAGAAUUCCUUUCUCUUCGAUUCGUAGACCCCGUCCUCUUCUUGAGGUUGAACCUCCAAAUUCUACUGUUGGUGGCAAUGCUGAGCAGAAUUCCGCUGAGAAGCCCCUAGAACAGGAGCCAAUGCUUGCAGCCAGAGUCACAAUUGAAGAUGGUCUUUGCCUUCUUCUUGAUGUAGAUGAUAUUGAUCGUUUUAUAGAAUUCAAUCAGUUCCAUGAUGGUGGAACCCAGUUGAGACGCAGGAGGCAGGUCUUGUUAGAAGGGCUGGCAGCAUCCAUGCAAUUGGUUGACCCACUAGGCAAGAACGGCCACACAGUUGGACUUGCUCCCGAGGAUGAUUUUGUGUUCUUGAGGUUAGUAUCUCUUCCCAAGGGGCGGAAGCUCCUUGCAAGGUAUCUUCAGCUUCUUUUUCCAAGUGGUGAUCUCAUGCGGAUCGUCUGCAUGGCCAUUUUUCGUCAUUUAAGGUUUUUGUUUGGAGGUCUCCUGUCUGAUCUUGGAGCUGAAACCACAAAUAACCUUGCAAGGGUUGUAUCAUUAUGUGUCCAUCAGAUGGAUCUUGGUUCACUCAGUGCUUGUCUUGCUGCAGUGGUUUGUUCCUCAGAGCAGCCGCCUCUUCGCCCCCUUGGAAGCUCAGCUGGAAAUGGGGCUACCCUCAUUUUAAUGUCUGUGUUGGAGAGAGCAACUGAACUAUUAAAUGAUCUUCAUGAUGCUAGCAACUACAAUGCAACAAACCGGGCACUUUGGAAGGCUUCAUUUGACGAGUUUUUUGGCCUCCUUAUUAAGUAUUGCAUAAAUAAAUAUGAUAGUAUUAUGCAGUCUUCUCUAUCAGACUCAGAUCCAGCUGAAGCUAUUAAGAGGGAACUACCAAUGGAGCUCUUGCGUGCAGCUGUUCCCCACACAAAUGACUACCAGAAAAAGCUGUUAUAUGAUCUUUCCCAGCGUUCCUUAGUUGGUCAGGAUGGUGGUGACAUCAAUUCUGAAGCCGUGCUCAGUUGA